Messenger RNA from Ctenocephalides felis (cat flea), 1408 nucleotides. Its product is annotated as PDZ domain-containing protein 2-like. Lineage: Eukaryota; Metazoa; Arthropoda; Insecta; Siphonaptera; Pulicidae. The record is from RefSeq and is a predicted model, not a curated record. Bases 1 to 1125 code for a protein of 374 amino acids. The transcript is spliced from 4 exons. Gene Ontology annotation, molecular function: protein binding.
AUGACGUUGGAAGAACCAACAAUAACAUCUUGUAGUCCGUUCGAUGAUAACCAAAUAACACCUAAUACCAAAUCUUUAACAAAUUCCCCUAAACCUGUGAUACAAUCUAAGUCUAUUAAAAGAGUCAACGACCCUAAACCGUCUCGCGAAACAUCAAACCAAAAUACUCCAACAACAAAUAAAGACCAGGACAGACUAUCCUGGACCAACCAAGAAUCUGAUAACAAACCCAAAGACCAAUUAAGAAAAAUACACAGCAGGAACAUCCAGGGUAACAAAAUCUUUGGAAGUUUCCAAAGUAUACCUGAACAUUGCGAUGUGGGAAUUAACAAACAAGGAUCAGGAUCAUCAGGAUUAGCUGAUAGAUCAUCCAAAUAUGAUCAGAGGCUCCAGGAACCUGUUCCUAAAGUCAUUUCUAGGCCCGCAGAAUUGUUGAGGGUUCAGUUUGUAAAAGGAGCAGGAAGACCUUCCUUAGGCUUCACCAUUGCAGGAGGUUCUGAUUCGCCGAAGGGCUCUAUGGGGAUUUAUGUCAAGACUGUUUUACCAGGAGGACAGGCCGAGAAACAGGGAUGUCUCAGAACAGGUGAUGAAAUCCUGUCAGUUAACACAGUACCCUUAAGUGGCCUCACCAGGACCCAAGCAACUGCAGUUUUUGCCAAAGUCCGAACAGGUACUGUCACCCUCAGGGUUCUCCGAAGAGGCACAGCACCCCCGACAGAACUUCCAACAGCAUCCAACAGGUGCUCCCGAUGUGAUUUUACAAAUUUUACAAAUCAUACAAAUCAUGGUGUCGGUUACGAUCAUGCUAAUAAUACUAAUGCUUUGAGUAGAAGUAGUACUUACAUUAUAUCACCCGGUGAAGGUGAUUAUAGUGAUAGCGAUAUGACAGAUUUAUCGAUACCUGAUGUUGGUUCCAAUCGUGGAACUUAUGUUAUUGAUAGUAAUAAAGAUAAUGGUUUUGGUUUUGCUGAUAAUGCUUAUCAUGCUGGUAUUGGUCAAGAGGAUGAUGAUGUUGAUGGUGAUUUUGAUAUGUGUCGAGAUAUCGAAGAGGUAUCGAAGACAGGCAGUGGAGGAUAUAUUAAAAGGGCUAAGAGGUUGUAUUCGGCGAUUACUACCAAUUUUUAACACUAUGGGUCCAGAAUAUCAAAGUCCUGCGAUGAUUUAGAUAAAUGUGACUUUUGAAGAAUAUUUACUCGAACAUACUCAAUUUAUAAUAAACGAGGAUGUUAAUAUUAAGAAUGAAACAAGUACGUAACGCGAACGUAACAGAAAAGAAACAAAAUUAUGAGGUAAAAUAACAAUGCAAUAUUUUUUGAGUAUAUAUGAUUUAUAUAGUUUUUUUAACUGCAAUAACUAUUUUAUUUAAACUUUUAUUGAGCAACUGCUUUAAUCGGAUUUAACCCGUAUU